Malania oleifera is the source of this 699-nucleotide messenger RNA. Its product is annotated as putative lipid-binding protein At4g00165. The transcript has a single exon. Lineage: Eukaryota; Viridiplantae; Streptophyta; Magnoliopsida; Santalales; Ximeniaceae. The record is from RefSeq and is a predicted model, not a curated record. Bases 94 to 522 code for a protein of 142 amino acids.
UGUGGCUGCAACCACAUACUCUCUCUCUCUCUCUCUCUCUCUCACACACACACACACACACACACACACACACACACAGUUUGGGUUUACUGCAUGCAUUAUCUGAAAAUGGCAUUCACAAAGGGGGCAGCUCUUCUCAUCUUCCUCAACAUGAUGCUGCCUUUCACUGCAGCCUUCUCGUCUCAUAAUAAGCUCCCAUUCCCUCCAAAGACUCCGGUAGCGCCGCCAUCAGUUCCUUCCGCCCCAAAAAGGCCGGACAAGUGCCCAAGGGAUACCCUAAAGUUUGGGGUGUGUUCAAGCUGGUUGGGGGUGGUGAAUGAGGUCAUUGGGGCUAAACCUAGCCAACAAUGUUGCGCCCUGCUGAAAGGUCUUGCCGAACUUGAGGCCGCAGUCUGCCUGUGCACUGCCAUUCAGGCCAAUGUGUUGGGCGCCGCAGUCAAGCCCAACAAUAUACCAAUCACCCUCACUUUGCUUGUUAACGCAUGUGGGAAGAAGGUUCCCCAAGGCUUUCUAUGCGAGUAGAAAGUCACUGCAGUUGUGUAUUUAAUUUGCGUGGUAUUAUGUUUUUGAAAUCCAUAUAUUUUUUAUGUGGUUGAUUAUUUCAUGAUGAUGAAAUAGUAAGUGGGUCGACCUCUAGUACUAAGGAUUAAUGGGUAUUUUUGUUAAUUAAUAAAGUUCAACAAUCAGUGGGCACAAAAA